GUUACUCGAGCUCGAGCUCGAGCUGCAACUUUUGUUGAUUGCUUGCCCCCCCACCACACAGCUCAUCCACCUCCCCCUCCUCCUCUUCUCCUCAUCUUCUUGCCUGCCUGCCUGCAUACGUUCGUACAUUCCAAAACGGACGCACGUGACCACACGACUGUCAUAGUAAACUUAGAUAAGACUAAAGAAAGACAUAUCACUGCAUUGCUCCCUCUUCCUCCUCCCCGACCUGCUCCACCUCCUCCCCAUCCUCAUCCGCAUCCCCAUCCCCGAGCACGAAAGCAAACGGACCAACGCCACAAACUCCAAACCAAUCCAUUCCCAUCCCAGCCGAAAGAUCUCACCACACGAUGUCCCUCCACACCGCACCCACCGAGUCCACGCCAUUAUCGGCCAUGUUCUCGCUGCAGGGCAAAGUCUGCCUAAUCACUGGCGGGAACCGCGGCAUCGGUUACGCAAUCGCGCAAGGCUACGCAGAGGCCGGCGCAGCCGGCCUGGCCAUCAUCCACUCCUCGUCCAAAACCUCCUCCAUCGCCGAGGCGCGAGCCGACGAGCUACGUGCAGCAUGGCCGAGCACCGAAGUCGCCGUGUACGCGUGCGACGUGUCGGAUCCGGUCGCGAUCGAGACCACGACGAACCGUGUUGCUGCCGAGUUUGGAAGGCUGGAUGUGGUCGUUGUCAAUGCGGGGUUGUAUUCGGACGCGAAGGCCCUCGAUAUGGCGCCUGAGGAGGCGCAGAAGGUUACCGCUGUUAAUUACUUCGGCGCGCUGUAUACUGCGCAGGCGGCGGCGAGGGUCAUGAGAGCGAACGGAACACCGGGGAAGAUAAUCUUCACCGCAUCGAUUAACGGGCACAUGAUCCUGCGACCGCAACGGGAGUCGAUCUACAGCGCGUCCAAGGCGGCGGUAUGCCACCUGACGCGUGCGCUGGCUGUGGAAUGGGCCGAGUACAACAUCCAGGUAAACGCGGUGUCGCCCGGCUAUAUCGACACGGAGAUGAACGACAUCAUGAUCGAGAAGUAUCCGGACCAGGUCGGGAACUGGCUCAAGGACUGCCCUGCCGGAAGGUUCUGCAAGGUCUGGGAACUUAAGGGGGUCUAUGUAUUUCUGGCCAGCCAGGCGAGCAGUUAUGUCACCGGCGCGGAUUAUGUCGUUGAUGGUGGUCAUACUUGCCAUUAACUAGCUGGAAAUAUGAUAAGCA
This is a messenger RNA of Tricharina praecox, 1200 nucleotides long. RefSeq lists its product as uncharacterized. Gene Ontology annotation, cellular component: intracellular anatomical structure. NCBI's taxonomy places the organism in Eukaryota, Fungi, Ascomycota, Pezizomycetes, Pezizales, Pyronemataceae. The transcript has 5 exons. Gene Ontology annotation, molecular function: oxidoreductase activity, acting on NAD(P)H, oxygen as acceptor. Bases 351 to 1178 code for a protein of 275 amino acids. The record is from RefSeq and is a predicted model, not a curated record.